AGAAGAGCUGCUGAUGUGCAGUGCGAGCACUAUUGCACUUGCCUAGUGGCACGGUAUUUAGGAGCUUUUUUCCCCCACCUUUUCAUUCCUUUCAAGGGGACACGAAGCCGCAACAAGGCGUAAAAGCACAUUUGCAUGCAACGGAUGCGAGUCUGCGCGAUUACGGGUGUUUGUCUCCUCUACGCCUCCUCCCUAACAGUCAAGAAAGCAAAGCAAUUAAUGACAGCAUUUACGUGUUAUUGCGUGUUGCUUCUCCUAGUAGCGGGUGACGUGGCGCUAGUUCCAUGGCACGCAUUCGCGUAAUCGCCUUUCCACCCUUACGUCAUUACAUACAAUGAAUCCAACACGCUGCGCUUCACGGUGCUGCGCAGCCACUGCGUCGUGGUUGACCUCGACGUUCUCUUAGUGAAACGGCUUGGAUACACCGGCACCAUCAUCGUCGAUGACGAAGUGACACGCGGACAGCUCUGGCGCGGCGACCUCGCGGGCGAUACGCAGCCGCACACCGACGCCCGCCGCACCCGCAACGUGAAAGUCAUGACACGUGGCAGCUCCCUCGACUACGGCGACGGUACGAUCAGCUAUUGUCCCGCGCCUCCACACCCAGCGGGUCCGGCGAAAGAGGAGAAGGGUGGAGGAUGCGAGGGGGGUGUGGUGAAUGACACGGCUGCCCUGCGCUUCACACCGACCCCCGUCACUCAUGACCACCCCGUGCAGCCGUUUCAACUUCUCUUCUCCACCGUGCCCUUGACGCUGGAGCCGCCACCGCUGCCGACGACGGUGCCGAUUGACGGCUGGGAGUGGUCUGACGAGGAAGCGGACGCUGGGGCGGAAGAGCCGCGGCUCACCACCCCAGACGAAGAAGGCGGCCCUCUUCUCUCUUCUCUGAGAGUCGAUCAGACCGACGUGCUCCCCAUUUCCAUACGGCCGCAGUCGGAGCUGCGACAGCACUGGAAAACGGCACAUGCGGGAGAUGUGGUGCGCUAUACCCUGCGACCCGCCGCUGCCUCUUCGUCUCCGUCGCAAACGGCCAUCCGCAGCGCCGCUGUCGAGCCAGGGAUGGACGAAGUAGACGUAAUGGAGUUGUUGAGCGUGGACAACAGGGCAGAUUGGUCACCGUGUGUGUUGUACGCCGUGGAAGGCGGCAACACCGUCCCACCGGUGCCGGCAAACCGCAACGACGGUGGCGAGGGCGAUGACGCUGUGCAGCUACAGAAAAUCGAGUCCCUACCCUUCGCCUUUUCUCCGAGCACUCAAAUUCGCUUUCGAGUCGACUUGACCAAGUUGGAUGUGAUGGCUGAAAUGCAGAGGUGGCUCGCAGCCGCGACGGUGGCGGCAACGCAGAACACAUCCGCUGACACUCUUCCGAGCGAGGGCUUUCCCCCGAUUUGCACCGUUGGCUUCCGCGCCCGCCAACGCGGCAGCACCGCCUUCAGCUCUGUCGGGGUGGUGAGGGUGGAGUGGGCAGCCGCGCCUCGCACCGCGGUGGAGGCGGAGAACAUUUUUUAUACGCACAGCAGUGCACAGCGAACUCUCCACGUCUCCGCACGAGCGGCGGUGAAGUCCGGCGUGAGCGGCGGCGCGUUUCACAUGAAGGACUUGUGCUUAGCGACACCGCCGUCAAUCCCAAACCUCGACCUUUCUGUGUCAUCCUUCCCGUACUGUGUGCCGUGCGCACCCGACGAGCACACUUGUAAAAUGAAGCUAUCCUAUGGCUUCAAAGGAAACAAUACAACAACCACACCGGAACCGGCCAGCGUGUCUCACAACCGCAACGAGCUGGAAGGUGUUCCCGAGAAAUCGAGUGCGCUGGAUGAUCUGAUGAAGUCCUACUUAGGCGAGGCACGUCACCUCCACUUUUUCACUGUUAGCGCUCACAGCAAAAUGAGGGGUGAGUACAUCUCUGGAGGCGCCCGCGUCAAGGUACAGUUUUUGUCGGAACAGCUACUUAACUUCAUCGACCGCUACGCGGGCGUCGCAGAAAAGGUGGUGCACAUCAACAGGACCAGCGAGGUUCCUGUUGUCGUGGAUGUCUUUAGUGUUGUGCCCGUCUUUUUGCGGAGUUUUAUUGAUUCCGUCACAGUUGACGGCGGGGCGAUUGAUCGACUUUCCGGACAGCUGUACGGUGCAGCUUCGGCACCCUUUUCGUCCUCGUUCGAAGCGCGGCGCGGGCUGCAGUGGCAGCGGUUGUUACCCGGCAGUUACGUCUCUUUCAAGGAAAUGGAUGCAUUGGAACCCACAAAGCCGCGGGCUACCGACACUGGGCAACGAAGAGCAUUGAAGCUGAACGUCCGUCACACCCUACUGCGUUACGUCCCACCAGCGUCGUGGCUGUCGAUAGCGCCGUGUGCCACCACGGCCAAUAGCGCCACGGCAGUGAGGGAUACGGUAGACAUGAAGUUGCACUUUGCCUUCGCUGUUGUCGGAAAAUUGUCUCUGAUUUUUGUGACGGGGCCACAUCCUACCUGUCCGCCUCGCACUCCCGCUCCUCUCGAAAGCGAAGGGCGUGAUGGAUGGAGGGCACCUACAAGAACAUUGACCCCUAUCCGAGCCCACCGAUUUGUUUACCAGCACACCGCAAACCCGCUCCAGCUGCCCCUCGCAGACCCGUCCCGUACAGUAGAUGAGCAUGCGCCACCUUCGUCACUACCUGUGGAACACGGAGCGCACGCCAUUCGAUUUGUUUCUCUCCCGCGACGUGGGAGUGUCUCGCGUGUGCCCUCGUGCGACAACAUCGGCAGCGAAAGCGAGUCGCUGCUGGGCCACUGCAACGCCAUGCCAUCCCACCCCCCCUUGGACGCCGAGACCGGCUGCGUGUGUUGUCUGCAGGAGUGCUCCGCCCACGUCGGCGGCGCGUUGUCGGCCGGGGCGAUUCUGGAGGCCGACCGGCCGGCGGACACUUCCUUUCUGGAUUGGUUUUCGCCCUUCUGGGUCUUCUACACGCCGCCGUCGUCAACGUCCACAGCAGCGUCGUCGUCGUCUCCUGCUGGUAAUGCCGUCACGGUGGAAGAUGAGGAGGUCGGUGAAGUGGUGGUGGUGAUUUGCUACACCACGUGGCCAGUGCGGCAUCCAGUGCAGCUGUACGAGCUCGUCCUGCACAUCCGCCGAUGGCCAGACACCGCAUUGCGUCCUUCUUUUUUGCUGCCCCUGGCGUCUGAUGCGGGCCCCGCCGCGGCAGCACCACCGUCGCUUUCCUCCAUUAUUCCGCAGAAGCCGAUGAAUAGUGGGAGCGUCUUCCGCGUCCUUCAAAUGUCUGCGCGAGCGGAUGUUGAGACGGGACUGCUGACCGGCGCACCGGACAAUGCGACGACGUGGAUGUCAGACGGCGUGUUUGAAUGUGUGCCACUGCGGCGCGAGGGCGUUGGUGAGGGGCCAUUGCGAGCAUCGUACGCCCGCUCGACUGUGCGUUUGGUGCCCACGUGGAAGUUUGGUGCGUGGGCAUUUUGGCCAAGUGUGACGCGUGGUUGUGUCGUGUUGGAGACGGACGGCGAUCUGCCGACCUUGUUCGUGCGCGCAGUAAGAGUCGAUGACGCCAACACCUCUGUCGUCGCGGCUUCAACAAACGGGGACGGCGGAAAGCGUGCGGGGACAGUGGUAACACGCGCAGCCUCACCACUGGCUUUUGCAACCCUGCAACUUCAGCCAUAUGCCUCUGCGUUGCCUGAGCAGGCCAACGUUACGUGGACAUCGCAGGUAGACGCGGCGUCGUCACACUGGCCCGUUGUCUCCGUCAACGCAAGUGCGGUUGUGCAUGUAAGGGUGCCCAGCCCCUGGGGCUUUUACCACGCUGAGCAGACGAUUCAGCCUUUCCACAUUACGAUACGCUUUGUAAAGCGAGGGGACGAGGGGAGUGAUGUGCGCGUGAGGCUGUCGCGCGCUCCGCGGCGAGGGUGCGUCGUCCAAUUACCGGAGAAGCAUUGCGUACCUCUUGGCUCUUCUCUACGGGAAGCGGUGUGCGAAAGCCACGGCACGAGCACAACAUCUUCUCCCUCGCUGUGGUGUGUGUCGUUGACGUAUGUGCUUCAACGCAUGGAGCCUAACCGUCCUGUCCGCAUGCAUGACGUCGUCGAGCUGGCUGCGGUGACGAGUGAUGGCCAGCGAGUCAGCAAGCCGCUUGUCAUCUCGCUGGAAGGCAAGCGACCGGUUGUGGGCGGCUACUUGAAACAAGGUAUUCUGUGCCUCGUGGUUUUGCUGCUUAUCGCCGUGGUAACGCUGCCGAGGCGAACUCUGCGAUCGCUGACCACGGGGCUUGCGAGUGUUCAGCGACGUUUGCGUGUCCCGGGACGAACCGAAAGAAGAACCGCACGGGGCAUCACUCAUUCGUACGAGAUGGUGGGCAUGCACGACGACGCACGGCAAGAACGCAUCUGA
Molecule: messenger RNA, 4371 nt
Organism: Leptomonas pyrrhocoris
Lineage: Eukaryota; Euglenozoa; Kinetoplastea; Trypanosomatida; Trypanosomatidae
Exons: 1
Coding region: 538-4371 (1277 amino acids)
Source: RefSeq, a predicted model, not a curated record